GUUUUGUUGACUGGGUACAUCUGGCCGACUGGGAAACGUCAACGAUGAUACAGAAAUAGGGAACACUGUCGUCAAAAGAAGGAAAAAUAGAACAAAUUGCAUACAACGCGAUCGUGGAUUCUUAUCGCAAAUUUUGCAGCCUAAUUCCGCAGCAUCAGGGCCAACUUAUCCGGGCUCGAAAACACAGGUCGUCAUGAUCAAAGCGAUACUAGUGUUUAACAACCAUGGCAAGCCGAGACUGUCCAAGUUCUAUCAGUAUUUUAAUGAAGACAUGCAGCAGCAGAUUAUAAAGGAAACAUUCCAACUGGUAUCGAAGCGGGACGACAAUGUGUGCAAUUUCCUCGAAGGCGGAAGCCUGAUCGGUGGUUCAGACUACAAACUCAUCUACCGACACUAUGCAACGCUAUACUUUGUGUUUUGCGUCGAUUCAUCGGAAAGCGAGUUGGGCAUCCUCGAUCUGAUACAGGUGUUCGUUGAAACCUUGGACAAAUGUUUCGAAAAUGUUUGCGAACUUGAUUUGAUCUUCCACGCCGACGCCGUACACCACAUCCUCUCCGAACUGGUCAUGGGUGGCAUGGUACUGCAGACAAACAUGUCCGACAUUCUGGCCCGCAUUGAGGAACAGAACAAGUUGCAGAAGCAGGAGGCUGGGAUUUCUGCGGCUCCGGCACGGGCUGUCAGUGCGGUGAAGAGCAUGAACCUACCGCAGCAAAUCAAGGAUAUCAAGCUGCCGGAUUUGCCGCAAGCGAUAAAAGAUUUGAAGUUCUGACCUAACCACAAUUUCGAUGCAUCGCUACUCACGAAAAUUUCCGCCGAUUCGUCGUACAUUCCCAUCAACAGCAGUCUGGAGGGCUUCAGUUUCGAGUGCUAUCAGUCCGAGUACGUUGGCGCGGGAUCGUCCGCCAAGGAUCUGGACGCGGAGUCGUCACCCAGGAGCAGUUUACGAAACGCGUCCACAUCUGCGUCAACACUUUCGCUACGAAACAAACCAAAAUCGUCCAAGAAAUCUUCAUCGAUUGCCUCCAGUGCCACGCUUCUUUCAACGAACAGCGAGCGCGACGAAGGCUUCUAGUGCAGGGUACAUUGGUAGAACCGAUUGCAAACGAAGUAGGAAGUAGGCGAAUGAAGGCGUGUGACUUUUCGGUUUUUGGUGCUCUUUACUAUUGAUAGUGUUCCUUCGCUGUUUUGUUUUGUGUUCGUGUUCCGUUUAAUCCGGAUGCCGUAUGUACGCGGACGCACCUGUUAACGCUCGAAAUGUACUUUCAUUAAUCAACUGAAUGCAAGGAUUUAGUUCUAGAGUUCAGUUAUUUAUACUUGAGUUAUAUACAAGAAAGAGAUUUAUCGUAAUGCAACGUUAUCUAAGCAAAUAAUGGAACAUAAACAAAAUAAUUUCAUACAAAUACACAAA
Anopheles funestus (African malaria mosquito) is the source of this 1408-nucleotide messenger RNA. RefSeq names its product AP-3 complex subunit sigma-2 (gene or). The coding region runs from base 194 to 769 and encodes 191 amino acids. Gene Ontology annotation, cellular component: intracellular membrane-bounded organelle; AP-3 adaptor complex; membrane coat. The record is from RefSeq and is a predicted model, not a curated record. Gene Ontology annotation, biological process: intracellular protein transport; Golgi to vacuole transport. The transcript has 3 exons. NCBI's taxonomy places the organism in Eukaryota, Metazoa, Arthropoda, Insecta, Diptera, Culicidae.